Podarcis raffonei (Aeolian wall lizard) is the source of this 5398-nucleotide messenger RNA. RefSeq names its product diphosphoinositol pentakisphosphate kinase 1 (gene PPIP5K1). The record is from RefSeq and is a predicted model, not a curated record. The transcript has 30 exons. Gene Ontology annotation, molecular function: 5-diphosphoinositol pentakisphosphate 1-kinase activity; diphosphoinositol pentakisphosphate kinase activity; inositol hexakisphosphate kinase activity. Lineage: Eukaryota; Metazoa; Chordata; Lepidosauria; Squamata; Lacertidae. Bases 1283 to 5380 code for a protein of 1365 amino acids. Gene Ontology annotation, biological process: inositol phosphate biosynthetic process; inositol metabolic process. Gene Ontology annotation, cellular component: cytosol.
ACGUUCCUGAGGAGCUUGCUCUCUGCUUGCAGGGAUCGGGCUGGGGGCCCCAGUUGUGAACUCUUUCCCCGUAUGGCGAUGGCGGGCAUGGAAAAGUUUUCCUCCGCCUCUCUAUCCCACAAGGAGCUCCAAACGAAGCCGAGAGCUGGAAGAUCCCAGCUAGGGAAAAGGCAGGACUAUGGAACUGCCUGCCACUAGAUGUAGCCAUGGUCACCGACUUGGAUGGCUUCAAGAGUGGAGGUUUUAGUCAUCAGAGUUACUAGCCACUAUGGCUAGUUUCCACCUCUACUGUUGGAGAGCCAGUGGGUGUGAGCUUCUGAAGGAUAGUCACUGGGAGCCACGGGUGGGGAGCAUGGUGUGGGGGCUUCUGCUGCACUCCAGGCAUCCUUUGGGACUGCCCCUUGGAUGCAUUUACGGGGCCAGUGUGGGAAGCUGGAUGCUGGUACAGAUAAGCCCCUUUAGCCUGACCCAGCAGCUGGGCUCUUCUUGGAGAAUGAGAAGUGCUGGGUCAAUGAGUUCUUCAUCCUUGCACGCCACAGUUGAGGCUGUGUCAAGACUGACCUUCGGCCUCUUGGGGAGCAGUCAUGGCUGGCAGGUGGCAUCAGCCCCACUCACUUUCCCAGCAAGUGCCAAUGCAGUCCAAAGUGCGUUUUCUCAGAAGCAAGUUCCAGCCAGCAUCUUUUCCUUGGACCUCUGCUUCUCAUGCCCAGCACUGACCCACUCUGCUCUCAAGGAUCUGUGCCCUUGAAAAGAGGAUAUUUUAAGUUAAAGGUGGGGAUCCUUUAGCUCAAGAUGGCCUUUUCCUUAUUAAAAAUUUUCUGAAGUCUGCAAGGAAAGGGGCGGUCCAUUGUUAGGAAUCAUCAGGGAAGAGCCAGCAAAGCUGUGAUGGUCCCGAGACCCAUUUUCUUGUUCUGUGGGAGUGGCGAGGGCAGUUCUGCUUUCCACCCUGCUGUGGCUGCCAGCUUUGCAAGUUGGCAUGCCCAUGCCUCCCUCUCUGGCCCUGGCAUCCAUCAGCCUCCUUGGCAGGAUGGACAGGGCUGGCGUCCUUGUCCAGCCACGUGCCUCUUUUGCGACGCUUUGUGGCUGCCAUCCUCAGCACUUCCUUCUUUCCUUAGGCUGCCCAGAUUGGCGAAGAGCUGGCGGCGUUUGAGGAAGCUGCCUGUGCCCUGCGAGGCUCCCUGGUGGAAGCAGCUGCCAGGCCAAGCGCCGCCUCUGCCUCCUUGAUUUAGCCAGCAGCCUGAAACAUGCAGCAGUAGCGGGAUGGUUGGCCACCCAGUCUGGAAUGUCGUCCUGGACGACCACCGUUGAGGGCGACGGCACGACUCCCAAGUUCUUUGUGGGCUCCCGAGAUGACGAGGUGGACCUCCCGGGAUCAGACAUGAAGAUGGAUGAGAUUGACUUCUUUGAGGAUGACGAGGAGGAGGAAGAAUCACCUCCGGAGCGGCAGAUUGUGGUGGGCAUUUGUGCCAUGACCAAAAAGUCCAAAUCGAAGCCCAUGACACAGAUCUUGGAGCGGCUGUGCAAGUUUGAAUACAUCACGGUGGUGAUCAUGGGGGAGGACGUCAUUCUGAAUGAGCCUGUAGAGAACUGGCCGCCCUGCGACUGCCUCAUCUCCUUCCACUCCAAAGGCUUCCCACUGGACAAGGCUGUUGCUUACGCCAAGCUCCGCAGCCCUUUUUUGAUCAACGACCUCAAUAUGCAGUAUUACAUCCAGGACAGGCGGGAGGUGUACCGGAUCUUGCAGCAGGAGGGAAUUGACCUGCCUCGCUACGCAGUGCUCAACCGGGACCCUGACAAGCCGGAUGAGUGCAACCUCGUGGAGGGGGAGGACCACGUGGAGGUCAACGGGGCCAUUUUCCCCAAGCCCUUUGUGGAGAAGCCGGUCAGUGCUGAGGACCACAAUGUCUACAUCUACUAUCCCACCUCAGCUGGUGGGGGCAGCCAGCGCCUUUUCCGCAAGAUUGGGAGCCGCAGCAGCGUCUACUCCCCUGAGAGCAACGUGCGGAAAACUGGCUCGUACAUUUACGAGGAGUUCAUGCCCACAGACGGCACAGAUGUCAAGGUGUACACGGUCGGCCCAGAUUACGCCCAUGCAGAGGCCCGAAAGUCCCCGGCUCUCGAUGGGAAGGUGGAACGGGAUAGUGAAGGGAAAGAAAUCCGUUACCCUGUGAUGCUGACGGCUAUAGAGAAGCUGGUGGCCCGGAAAGUCUGUGUGGCUUUCAAGCAGACAGUGUGCGGCUUCGACCUCCUGCGGGCCAACGGCCACUCCUUUGUCUGUGACGUCAACGGCUUCAGUUUUGUGAAGAAUUCCAUGAAAUAUUACGAUGACUGCGCCAAGAUCCUGGGGAACAUUAUCAUGCGUGAACUGGCUCCCCAGUUCCAGAUCCCCUGGUCCAUCCCCACGGAGGCAGAGGACAUCCCCAUCGUGCCCACCACCUCGGGGACAAUGAUGGAGCUGCGCUGUGUGAUUGCGGUUAUAAGGCAUGGUGACCGGACUCCCAAGCAGAAAAUGAAGAUGGAAGUGAAGCACCCCAGGUUCUUUGCGUUGUUUGAGAAGUACGAGGGCUACAAGGCUGGGAAGCUGAAGCUGAAGAAGCCAGAGCAGCUUCAGGAAGUGCUGGACAUCGCCCGCCUGCUGGUGCUGGAGGAGGGAGCUCAUGAGGACUCUGAGGCUGAGGAGCAGAAAUCCAAGCUGGAGCAGCUCAAAACUGUGCUGGAGAUGUAUGGGCACUUCUCUGGCAUCAACCGCAAAGUGCAGCUGACCUACCUGCCCCACGGGCGCUCCAAAGCAUCCAGCGAAGAGGAAGAGGCCCGCAAGGAAGCCUCCCCGUCUCUGCUGCUGGUGCUGAAGUGGGGAGGUGAGCUGACUCCCGCCGGGAGAGUGCAAGCUGAGGAGCUGGGGAGAGCCUUCCGCUGCAUGUACCCGGGGGGCCAAGGGGACUACGCUGGCUUCCCAGGAUGCGGCCUCCUUCGCCUGCACAGCACUUACCGCCACGACCUCAAGAUUUAUGCCUCCGAUGAGGGCAGAGUCCAGAUGACUGCAGCUGCCUUUGCAAAGGGCCUCCUUGCACUGGAGGGGGAGCUGACACCCAUCUUGGUCCAGAUGGUGAAGAGUGCCAACAUGAACGGCCUGCUGGACAGCGACAGCGACUCGCUCAGCAGCUGCCAGCACCGGGUGAAAGCUCGCCUCAGGGAGAUCAUGCAGAAGGACGCCAACUUUGGGGAGGAGGACUUUGAGAAGCUGGCGCCCACGGGCAGCAUCUCGCUCGUCAAGUCCAUGAGCAUCAUCCAGAACCCUGUGGAGAUCUGUGACCGGGUCUUUGCCCUGAUUGAGAGCCUCACGUCCCAGAUACAAAAGCGCCUGGAGGACCCCAAGUCUGCAGACCUGCAGCUGUACCAUAGUGAGACACUUGAGCUGAUGCUUCAGCGCUGGAGGAAACUGGAGCAGGAUUUCCGCCUGAAGAACCAGCGCUAUGACAUCAGCAAGAUCCCCGACAUCUAUGACUGCGUCAAGUACGACGUGCAGCACAAUGCAGCUCUCAAGCUGGAGGGCACCUCCGAGCUGUUCCGGCUCUCCAAGUCCCUGGCGGAUGUUGUCAUCCCCCAGGAAUAUGGCAUUAAGAAACAAGAGAAGUUGGAGAUAGCUGUGGGCUUCUGCCUGCCUCUCAUCCGGAAGAUCCAGCUGGACCUGCAGAGGACCCACGAGGAUGAGUCUGUCAACAAGCUGCACCCCCUGUACUCGAGGGGAGUCCUGUCUCCGGGGCGCCAUGUCCGGACACGCUUGUACUUCACCAGCGAGAGCCACGUCCACUCCCUGCUCAGCAUCUUCCGCUAUGGGGGCCUCCUGGAUGAAUCGAAAGACCCUCAAUGGCAGAGGGCCAUGGACUACCUUAGUGCCAUCUCGGAGCUGAACUACAUGACGCAGAUUGUCAUCAUGCUCUACGAGGACAACAACAAGGACCCUUCCUCUGAGGAGAGGUUCCACGUGGAGCUGCACUUCAGCCCAGGGGUGAAGGGCUGUGAGGAGGACGGCAGCGCCCCGGCAGGCUCUGGUUUCCGCCCGGCUUCCGCAGAGAAGGAAGCCAAGAAGCCGGAGGAGGGGAGCCUAGAGGAACUGUCCAAGCCCAAGGCCAUUGUGGAGAUGGACCAAGCCCAGCACCUCUCCUCUCCACCCCUGGAACCCAUCUACGUCCAGCGGAGAUCCCCUCUCAUCCGCAACCGCAAGACUGGCUCCAUGGAGGUGCUGUCUGAAUCUUCCUCCAAGGCAGGUGGCUAUCGCCUCUUCUCCUACUCGCGGCAUUCCUCAGAAGUGAAGCAGAGCGGGUUAGGGUCACAGUGCACGGGUCUCUUCAGCACCACAGUCCUGGGGGGCUCCUCCAGUGCCCCCAACCUCCAGGAUUAUGCCCGCAGCCAUGGGAAGAAGUUCGCCUCCAGCUUUCUAUACAAAGAUGAGCUCUUGUCUAUGCCAGCUGUAAAGCGGUUUUCUGUGUCAUUUGCAAAGCAUCCAACUAACGAUGAGCUGGAAGGCCCCUGCGGGCGGCUGCUGCUGCGCCACUUUUCCUCUGACUUUGCCGCCCGCCAGCCCGCCUCCCUCCUGGAUGCCGCCCUGGCACAUCACCUCCGCCAGUGCUCCUACCACUUCCGCCUCUUCCGGGACUGGCUGGUCUCUGGCCGGGGGGACCUGGAGAGCCUCGACGGCUUUGAAGGCUGCUCCAUGGUGCCCAGCAUCUACCCCUUGGAGACCCUGCACAACUCGCUCUCCCUGCGCCAGGUCAACAGCUUCCUGACGGCCGUCUCCAGGACCUGCAGCACCAGCACUCCCCACCCAGGAGCUGCCCCAGACAGCAGCGGCCCCUCCAGCACCGUCUCCAGCGCAGGCCCUUCGUCGCCCACCUCCUCUGUGGAGAGCUGCCCCCGCUUCAGCUUUGUCUCUCAGACCAGCAAGGAGCGGCUGGCAGGGCCCAUGGAGGGGAGCCAGCCGGGCAACAACGGAGCCUUCAGGGAGAAGGGAGAUGAACAGAGCCUUGCCAGGGAAGCCUCAGCACAGGAAGAGAAGGAGGAGACAGAGCCUGGCGGGCAGGCAGCCACAACCAUACUGCAGAAGGGACUGGAGGGAGGGGAGGAGGCUGCCUCACCCCAGGAGGAAGAGGAGGUGGUGGGGGGGGAAGAGAGUGAGCAGCUGCCCGCGGCACUGGAGCUGCUGGAGGUUGGGAGCAGCAGAGGUGCAAAGGAAGGGCAGGCAAGCGAAGGACGGAGGGAGCUGGACCUGCCAGAGGAGGAGGAGGAAGAGGAGGCAGCAGCAGCGGAAACUGGCUCAGGAGAGGCCACCUGGGAGGAGGCCCUGCUCAGUCCCUUUCUCCCGGUUGGGGAAAGCACUUAGGCAGGAGAGGCCUGCUGC